This is a messenger RNA of Diaporthe citri, 1083 nucleotides long. RefSeq lists its product as uncharacterized. Gene Ontology annotation, cellular component: Golgi apparatus. The coding region runs from base 1 to 1083 and encodes 360 amino acids. Gene Ontology annotation, molecular function: protein binding. The transcript is spliced from 3 exons. The record is from RefSeq and is a predicted model, not a curated record. Gene Ontology annotation, biological process: Golgi organization. NCBI's taxonomy places the organism in Eukaryota, Fungi, Ascomycota, Sordariomycetes, Diaporthales, Diaporthaceae.
AUGUUCAACGCGCUCAACCGUUUUAUGUCCCGCCUCGACGGCGAGGACCCUCGACAGAAGCAGCAUCAACAAGGGCUGUUCGGCUUCCAAGUGCUGCGAAACGCAAAUCUACAGCUCGCAAUCGAGCCAUGGUUCGACUUUGUCGUGGGCAUCAAUGGACGCAUGAUCGACGACCCAAGCCCCGGCCUCUUUGCGCAAGAGGUCCGCAACUGUGCGGGAGGGAGCGUGUCAUUAGGCCUAUGGAGCGCAAAAGGCCAACGGACACGCACGAUGCACGUCCCGGUCCCGGUCGACGGCUCCUCGCUCGGCCUGUCCCUCCAGUGGACGUCGCUGAACGCCGUCGUGAACAUAUGGCACGUCCUUGACGUCCCCGCCAACUCCCCCGCCGACCUCGCGGGCCUCCUGCCCUACAGCGACUACAUCCUCGGCUCGCCUGAGGGCACCCUGCAUGGCGAGAGCGGGCUGGGCGAGAUCGUCGAGGACCACAUCGGCCGGCCCCUGAGGCUGUACGUCUACAACAACGAGUACGAUGUCACUAGGGAGGUCACGCUGCAGCCGAGCCGCGAGUGGGGCGGCGAGGGCGCGCUGGGCUGUGUCCUGGGGUACGGGGCACUGCAUCGUCUGCCCGCGCCGCUAAGCGAGCCGGUGGACGCGCCGGGCGACACGAUCUUUGACGGGUCGUUCUCGGAAAAGACGCCCCUUUACGGCCAGGCUGCGGCUGCACCUGGAGGCGACACGGCCAACUUCUUCACACCCGCCGAGGCGGAGCAACCUCUGGCUGGUGCUCCCCCGGCUGGGGGUGGUGACUUCCUCGUCCCGGCCCAGAUGGCAAGCGCGCCGCCGCCAGCAGGGAACGUGCCGCCGCGAAGUCAGAAGAAGAAGGCGCACCGGGCGCCGGUCGGUGGGAUGGAUGACUACUUCAACGAGCAGGAGGAGAAGAGCAGGGCGCUGGACCGGCCAGACUCGACUCGGAGCAAAAGCCCCCUCGCUCCCCCGCCCAAGGCGGGUGGACCACCAAAAGGAGGCCCGCCGCGAGCAGAAACACCACAAGCAGAGGCGGAGGAAAGUGCGGAAGGUGCAUAG